Messenger RNA from Halichondria panicea, 3631 nucleotides. Its product is annotated as NACHT, LRR and PYD domains-containing protein 6-like. NCBI's taxonomy places the organism in Eukaryota, Metazoa, Porifera, Demospongiae, Suberitida, Halichondriidae. Bases 283 to 3546 code for a protein of 1087 amino acids. The record is from RefSeq and is a predicted model, not a curated record. Gene Ontology annotation, molecular function: protein binding. The transcript has 8 exons.
CGUGCCCUGAUUGAGACCCUCCCACUUUUUGUGCAUAAAAGAAGGGCGUGGCAGGUGCCUCUUUUUACAACAAAAGAGCCACAACACUUUUAACAGGUUAUUGUCAUCUCUAAGUACUCUACGGCACACGGUAUUGGUUGUCAUUAUCAAUUUUCGUCAUGGUGGCGUGAACUGGUAUUGUCAAGUCACUGUUGUGUUCAGUUCAUUCCCUCCUUUUAUGCGAAUAGUUUGGACGCUAAACAUUUCACUGGGACAAUAAUUAUUGUUCAUACAGUGGUCGGUAUGGAAGCACAAGAAGCCUUGAGUGAGUUUGUUGAAGGUCUUAAAGAGGCUUACAGUGAAAGGCAAUUCAUCACGGAGGAACAAUGGCCACCAGUUAGAGGAUACAAGCUGAUUAACUUGCAGUUAGUGGAAGCUGAAAAAGAAGAGGGAUUUAGAGCUGGUUUGCCACAACAUGGUAUCCCUGAUGAUAUGGUCAAGCGUACUCCAAUUAUCCAUGGCAACCUAUUCCAUGUCGAAAAAGGCAAGAAACUAGUGAGGAAGCUCAUCGUUGAGGGUAAUGCUGGGAUCGGUAAAACCACACUGUGUACCAUGCUUGCUGAAGGGUGGGCAGGAGGCAACAUCCUGACACAAUUUGACUGUGUUUUGUUACUUCCACUAAGAGAUCCCUUAGUUAGCUCAGCCUCCUCUCUUACUGGCCUCCUGGCUCUUCACCAUCCCGACGAGAUAAUUUGUGAGCCUGUUGUUCGGCACUUAAAGAGGACAAGAGGAAAGGAGAUGCUCAUCAUUGCUGAUGGAUGGGACGAGCUCAGUGAAACAAACCGUUCAAAAGUAUCUUUUCUAUAUAAUCUUUUGUUUGGCCGUCUUCUUCCUUCUGCUUCCGUCCUCCUCACCUCACGACCUUCUGCUUCAGCUCCUCUUCAUGAUCUUCCUUCUGUGGAUCGUUUGGUUGAAGUAGUCGGUUUUAAUGAGGAAAAUAUCAAGCAGUACAUAGAAUCAGAGUUUGAUCAAUUCCCAGAGAAAGCUACUUCUCUUAUCGAGCAGCUUAAUAACAACCCAGUCCUUGAGAGUGUGUGUUCUGUGCCCCUCAAUUGCGCCAUUGUUUGUAACUUGUGGCACACUUUAGACCAAGAGCUUCCUCGUACGCUAACUGAGCUGUACACUCAAAUUGUUCUUAACAUUAUCCUUCGCAAUAUCAAAAAGAAGUUUCCUGAUUGUCCGAUUGGCCUUAAUGGAUUUGAUGAUAUUCCCAAUGAUCUACAAGACACGUUUUGGUUAAUCUGUGAGUUUGCGUACGAGUGUUUAUUACUAGAUCAGCUGGUUUUUUCGGAAACUGAAUUAUCGUCUCGCUUACCCGAAAGUGGUGACAAGUUGCAUUGCUUCGGUCUAUUGCAGUCUGCUCGAUCGCUUCUACCUGUUGGUCAUGGCUUGUCUUUUCACUUUGCUCACUCGACCAUCCAGGAAUUCUUGGCUGCCCUCCAUCUUGCUACUCUACCCAACGAAGAAAAAAUGAAGGUAGUUGAAGCUCAUGAUGACAGUGACCGGUUCGACAUUGUAUGGAGAUUUAUGUUUGGUCUUGCUAGUAAGUACCACGAUAGUUGUAGUAAUCAGGUAAUUGGUUUGGAUGAUGAUUUGAUGGAUAAAUAUAUGGCGUUUAAAUAUGGUGAUUUAGCUUCAGUAUGUCAUGCGGCGUUCGAAGCUUCAGACCAAAGUCUUGCGAAAAAAAUUUGUAAUGUUUUUGGGCAAAAUCUAUUAUACGGUGAUUUCAAAACUCCUUUUGACUGUGUAGCUAGGUUCUAUGUUCUUCGUUAUGCUGUGAAAUGUGAUAAUAUGGUUAUAAGAAUAUCCUCUUGUACAAUUGGUGAUAAGCUGUUGAAGGAACUAACUGACAUACUUUCAAAUGCGAAUGGUAAUUUGCAAGUACGCGACUUACUUCUUGCGCAAACCAAAUUAUCUGACAAAGGUGUUGCUGAUUUAUUCAAGAGAGCCUCAGCUGCCUUUAUAGCUUUAGAUGAACUCUCUUUAAUUUCCAACAAUUUCACUGAUAUCAUGUCUUCAUUCGUUUCUUGUACGAGCCUCACACAAUUGUACUUAUCUGAAAAUCCUCUUGGAGUAUUUGGCAUUCAGUCACUGGAGACAGCUGUACGAGCAGGCGUUCUUGUUCGUCUGGCAACCCUGCACUUAUCCAACACCCUCACCGGAGAUGCUGACGUCAAUGGAGCACUUCUGACCACCCUUUUUCAGUCCAUUGCCUCUCACUGUGCUAACCUUGAAAUCUUAAGCCUUUCUGGUAAUAAUCUUGGUUUACCUGGAUUAUGUUCAGUUGUGGAGAAUAUUCCAUUACGAUUGAAUCACAUCGAUCUAAAAAGUACUCAUCUCACGAAUUCAUUUCACUCAGUGUCUCAAUACACAGUCACCAGUGAGAUACUAAAUCUCUACCAAAACAGCGUAUACUGUUUAAGAAGUAUGGACUUGACUGGCUCCAAUUUCAGUGGAAGUGCAGGAACUCUCUUACUGGAAAAGUCUCUUCAAGCACUUCAAUCACUUGAAGAACUUAAUUGCUCUGACUGUUCUAUCACCUCUGUCGACAUCGCAAUGCUUAUCCAUCUUCUCAAGUCUGCUAAUGUGAAAUGUAAGAAUUUAAAAUGGUGGAAUCUUGGCGAUAAUAACAUUGAUGACGAGGGAGUAAUCGCUCUUACUAGGUGUUUACCUGAGUUGUUUAUUCGUUUGGAAGGCUUCAGUACUAGUGUUGUAUAUGGUCUCACAAAUGCCGUUUUCCUCAUUGGUAAUCCUGUGGGUGAGGAGUUGAUACUCAUGUGCAACGAACACUUAAAGGUCUUUGAAGAAUCGCAGAAAAUUGCACGGCUGAAUGAGUGGGAGAGAACGUAUUUACCUCCACAAAAUGAAAUGACUACCCAUGUUUUCUGCCAGCUUUGGGAUACACUUCUGUUAAAGAUGAUUGACAUGGCUGGAGCGAUCUCUCCAGCUUUUUCCGGUGAUGAUGAUAGCAUAUUUUUAUGGCAAUCAACGGACGAUGCACUGAACUCUCCCAAUGAUGCUGCCAAUAACAUUCAAAAAACUUUUGUCGAUAACAGUAAUUCCCCUCAAGCUACAGAACGAUCUAGUGAUGAUGACCUCAUCUGUCCUGCAGUAGUGGUACAAAUAACGGAACGGGGGGAGGCAGACUCUAUUGUAUCAGUUUCCGACUCCAGUUGUGAUGAAAGAGUUACACCACCCCUGCCAACGUCACCAGCAAAAACAGUUCAAGCCAGUUCAGAGUUGACUCUCAGUCUUUUAGACAAAGAGCUCAAAACCCUCACAAAACCAAUACAGUUUGGAGUCAGUUUGGGCAUUCCUCAGUACCGACUUGAGGUCAUCCAGCAAGACAAUCGAUUCGAUACGGAAGGUCAGAAGAUCGCCCUGUUCCAGUUCAUUACCAAAAACUACAAGAGUCUAGGAAUAACUUGGAGUGUUAUUGCCGACGCUCUCCGUGACAUUGAUUAUAGGGACUUGUCAACAGUUGUUAGGGAAAAAUACUGCACUUAAUUGUAAUAAUGUGAUUUUGUUCCUUAAAGUAUAUAGACUGCGUGUUGGAUUUUGUUCCUUUAUUAAACAUGUAGAUUUAGUUCUA